AGAGCACGGUGAAAAGUUGGCCGAGAGAGUAAAGUUCGCGAGGGGAAGGAAGGAAGGAAGGAGAGUACGGGCGCGAGAAGCCGUGUCAACGAACGCACCGCAUCAUCCUCUCUAACCCUCCGGCAGCGCGAGCCUCUAUUGUGGCUAGUUUUUUCUCUGACCUUGUCACCUUGCAGGUUUUUUGCCGCGGCCAAGUCGAUUACAUUUCGGAUCGGUAUCCCCCGUCCACGUCUCGCGCUGUCCCGCUCUCCCGUCCCGCGCCCGUCCCUUCGUGGGCUCUCUUCUCCGCUCGUCCUGCUCUAGGUUAGUCAGUGAAUCAUCUUCAACGACCCCCUCCUCUGGGAUCCGGGCAGAAGACUCUUAAGGGGGCCCACAGCGCAGCGCGAGGCCAGUCCGAGAACGCGACCCUAACACUAACAUCCGGUGUAUUCCGAGAGUCGGAAACGGAAACGGCUGCUUGAUCGAUUAAUCGACACACGCCACCAUGAAGAUCGCUCUACUGCUGCUGCUGCUCGUCGCGGCCUUCGCCUCAGGCCAAAGGAUCACGACGAUUCAGUUGGAUGGGGUGCAAUACUUCGUUUCAAGGAUGAAUCCCUACAGUCCCGAAUUGAACUAUUUCCUGGCAUACCAAUAUUGUCGUUCAUUGGGUCUUCAGUUGGCCUCUUUCGAGACAAAGGAAAAAGCCGACACGAUGACGCAGUACUUGAAAAACGCCGGCUACGUUAAAUACGACUUCUGGACAUCCGGCAACAAGUUGGGCACGGACAUGUUCCUGUGGAUGAGCACAGGUCUUCCCUUCAAUGCCACCUUCGACUACAUGUUGAGGCGACCUGGCAACAGACCUGCUGACGUCCCACCCGGCACUGAGCCUCAACGAGUGGCACGCGAAAGCGGUGACAGCGGCAGCGCGGACGGAUGCGUGGCCAUGGUGGCGCCCACGUUGGCCUGGGAGGCGCAAGAUUGUACCCUGGUUAAGGACUUCAUCUGCGAGCAAACAAGAUGCUACUACUACAACUACGGAAGCAUUCCAGUCUCUGCGACUCAGGGAAAUCGCAGACCCUAUAUAACAACGACCUCGGCGCCAGCCAGCGACGACCAGGUCGACGAGCACGAGGAAGGCAAGAACGACGAGCAAAAUCCGAGUAGCCAGGUCGACGAGAAAUCAACAGCGGAAGAGGAGGAGGAGGAGGAGGAGGAGAGCUCCGUCGAAGAGAAAUCACGCGAAGAUCCGGUCGUCAGCAGGCUGAUUACCACGGCCGUUCCCGCGUCUGACAAGCAGCAAUCCGCGUUAACACCGUCCACGUCCCCGCCGGUCGUCACCGAGGAGCAGCAACCGACCGACGCCGAUCUGCCGGCGGACAACGCGAGGCCCGAGCAUCUUCUCGACAUCACGAGCCUGUUCACCGACUCGCCGGGCCCCCAGGCAAGAAAGGACAACGUGUUCGAGGGGCUGCAAACCCGCGAGGUUCAUCGCUCCUCUCUGCGCUCGGCCUCGAACAUGAAGGCCGAGCACCGAGAGUCGCCGGACUACUUCGAGGUGCGCGGCGAGACCGAGGCGCCCAACAACGGUUUGGAAGACGCUCACACGGUCGGCCCAUACGACAGCGUCCAAGAUUACUACGUGAACGACCAGCCGGAGGCGGGCGAGUCGUCGAUGAUGAAAGAUCAGGACGACGACAGCAGCACGAUCCUGCCAGAAGCGGAACCGGCCUACAGGUACAACAUCAAAGUGCGCACCAACGGCAAAGUAUUAGACCCUCCGUCCAAGUAACGCUUUACUUUAAUUUAGGCAAUCGUCACGAUGAUUCUAUUCGUUGAUAAGUGAAGAAUAAGGGAGAUCAUUGAGGAACUAGAUGUAUUAAUGUACGUUAUUUUAUGUGUAUAUCGCGG
Messenger RNA from Apis florea (little honeybee), 1890 nucleotides. It is a transcript of the gene nw, whose product is annotated as narrow. Lineage: Eukaryota; Metazoa; Arthropoda; Insecta; Hymenoptera; Apidae. The record is from RefSeq and is a predicted model, not a curated record.